AUGAAUCCAGCAAACUUCGCGAACGAAAUCUCCUGGCCAAAGGUACCUUCUGAGCCACUCCCUUCCCUAGUCUCCACAAUCCUCUGGGUGGGCGGUGCCUGUAUCGUUGGUUAUGGUGCAUACAGCGUCUACAAGUGCUGUCAGUCUAAAGCAGAUUGGGGAUUUUUCCGGGCAAACCUAGAAGAUCGGAGACAAGGACAACCCCUGGAUCCGGUACAAUUGCCAAACUACAAUGCGACGAAUCAAUAA
Messenger RNA from Caenorhabditis remanei, 249 nucleotides. RefSeq lists its product as uncharacterized. NCBI's taxonomy places the organism in Eukaryota, Metazoa, Nematoda, Chromadorea, Rhabditida, Rhabditidae. Bases 1 to 249 code for a protein of 82 amino acids. The transcript has 2 exons. The record is from RefSeq and is a predicted model, not a curated record.